AAAAUUUAUAAUUUUCAUAUGAAACAAUUUUCUCAUCUAUGGGCCAUGGCCCAAACACCCUUUAGAUGACUUAGGCAAAAUAAGAAGAAAUUACCCGGCGGGAAAUCGAAAUCAAAAUCGGCUCUUGAUUAUUUACAUCCCGCUCUUUCUCCAUGAUUCUCACGAAUCCAAAAACAUUGUUUCUCGAUCUAUCCAAAGAAGGUGAUAAGAGAUUAAAGAUGGAUGUCAGUGAGGGUGAAGCAACUUUUGAUUCACUGGAUCUGAACCCUCAGCUGUUCAUCAACAGCUCCUUGAACAUUGUCGAUCAAUUAGUUGAAAGUGCCUUCGAUUAUCUUCAUCAGGAGGCAUCAACCCAACUCAAGAUUGAUAGUUCCGAAAGAUCUGAAGAUUUAACCAAGGGUUUGGAUUACAUCAGAAAUACAAUUCAAUCUGCCCUGGACAAGCGGUUCUCUAUGUGGGAGAAGUUUUGUUUCCUUCAUAUUUUUGCGCUUCCAGAUGGAUUUUUGCUUCCCAAAGACGAUGAAGCAUCUGGCAGUGGUAUAAUGGAUGUGGAUUUUGGUAACUCUGAUCUUGAUGUAGAACUUGCUUCCUUGAAGACAAAACUUUUAUCGGCUGAACAGGAGUCUGCUGAAUUGAAAACAGAGAUCCAAGCAUUGGAGAGACAAUCUGUUAUCAGUAACCAAGAAGCAGCGUCCGUGAAUGAAUUAACGAGACUGUCUGAACAAAUGCAUGAGAAUGAUGCAUUUGAAGAGUUGCAAAAACUUGCAACAGAGUUACGUACAAAGAUGGAGAAGCUAAACACGGAAAGGGGUGAUGGAAUUCAGCGUGCUAGGCUGGAGAAAGUGGGCUUACGCAAUGGCGAUGUGUUAAGGGCGAUUGGUGGAAAUGGCUUCUCUAAUAUGAAGCAAGAAAAAUGUGAAGGCUUAUUGGCAAUUUGGAACACUCUGUGAACUUUGGUUGAUCAUCGACAGGCCCAAGUUCUGCAAGUGUGUUUUAUAGCAAUGUAAAAAUUCUCCUCUUUGUCUGCAUGUAUCAACUGUUAGAUUGUGCAGUACUCCUUUGAUGCCAUCAGUUUAUAACUAUUUCGGAAAUAUAUAAAAUUCCUCAA
This is a messenger RNA of Erigeron canadensis, 1108 nucleotides long. Its product is annotated as protein MIS12 homolog. Gene Ontology annotation, biological process: mitotic sister chromatid segregation; kinetochore assembly; protein localization to kinetochore. NCBI's taxonomy places the organism in Eukaryota, Viridiplantae, Streptophyta, Magnoliopsida, Asterales, Asteraceae. Bases 153 to 950 code for a protein of 265 amino acids. Gene Ontology annotation, cellular component: nucleus; chromosome, centromeric region. The record is from RefSeq and is a predicted model, not a curated record. The transcript has 8 exons.